AUGAACAACAACAUAAACAACAUCGUGAUCGACGCAAGCAGCGGCGACGUUGCAGUCAAAUCUAUGAUCAAGAAUAUCAUGCCGAACCUAAGCGAAGGCGGCAUUCUCAAAACAGUGCACCGCGUCCUCGGGGAUUACAACGGCCCGAAAAUGUCCACGCGUCUGAUGAAUGGGCGCCUCGCGUGUGCCGCGACGCUCGAGCUGUGCUACGAGAUUCUCGAUAAAAUGAGCGGGCCUCCGUGGCGCAAAUGGCGUGAGGAGUCGGGGAAUGCGUUCAAAGAGGCGCUGUGCGAGCGUGUCGAAAGCGUUCGGUCCUCUAGCCAAACAGAACAAUUCCAACUACAGUCACCGCCACAGCCACAGCCACCGCAGAAAGUCGGGAUAACGACGGCCGUCCUACAGAAGGCUCUCCGAUCCAUCAACAUCAAUGGAUCCGUGCGCAUCGACGAUGGCUGUGGGAAAGAGUCCAUCAUCGACACCACGCGCCUGGUGUGCCGCGGGGCCUAUUCUGCAUAUGCUGCACAGAUGUUCACACGCGUCCUUGAAGAGGAGCGGAAUGAUGGUGGAAGUAGUUUCAUGCGAGGCGAACAAACGCCAACGCCCAUCGCCGACCGCGUUGACUACAUCCGGAUCAACGGUCAUGGGAAGGUGACCCCCGUAAGCGACUCCAAGACCAUCGUCGAGAUCAUUUGGCUGCUGCCCUCGGGCUCGGCCAAGGAAUUCAGGCGCCAGUCAGCCGAAACCAUCUGCCGUGUAUUGGGAGGAGAUAUCAGUCUUUGCGGAGAAAUUGAGCAGCGCUGCGCCCGCCUCCAGAGUACCGAGGAAGGCAGGGCUUACCAAUCCUUUGUGACUGACCAGGGUCCCGCCAAGAAGCAGCGGGCCGCCAUGCCAGCCUGGUUCGAAUAUGCGACGGCUGAGGAGAAGAGAGCCUACAUUUCGAUUGAGGCUACAACGAGCAUAGUCUUGGCCAAGAAAGCCUUGGUCCUGAGAGAUGUUGACGUGUUCGAGACAUGCAAGGAGAAGCUGAAUUCGGUUGGACAGUUCGAUGAAGGCGAUGAGAUUGAGUUUGCAGACAGGAUCAAGGACAUCCAGCGGAGGGCGAAGAGGGUCGACAACAUGAUUACCGCCGCGCCUGCUGUCGAUACUUCACCAAUUUCCGUUUGUGCGGCGAUGCCGGUAGACGACACCAUCGACCCGGAGACGGGCGAGAAGGCCGGUCAGACCGGCAAGGUGGUCAAGCGGCUCCCGAGUGUUCGGGGCCCGGAGACGUCGAUUUGCGUCGAAGCUGGGAAAAUGGGCUCUAGUGUAGGCGAGAAGGCCGGUCAGACCGGCAAGGUGGUCAAGCGGCUGUACUCCGAGCGCUACGGACAGGAAGCUGGUCGCAAGAUACCUAAGCGCAGCACCACGUUUAGGGGGAAGCCCUUCAGUGGAAAAACUUAUUAUGCCCGUGAUUCGGACCUGAUUCAACGUGCCAUUCGCAUCGUGUGUGCCCCGGCGGCGACGCCCUGA
This is a messenger RNA of Ectocarpus sp. CCAP 1310/34, 1509 nucleotides long. The record is from the annotation of a GenBank genome assembly. NCBI's taxonomy places the organism in Eukaryota, Phaeophyceae, Ectocarpales, Ectocarpaceae.